AUGUGGCCAGAAUUAAAAAUCGUACACGGUAAGCCCCGACACUCUCAAUCACAAGGGUCUGUUGAAAGGGCUAACCAAGAUAUAGAGAAGAUGCUUUGUACUUGGCUGGAAUCUAACAAAACGACAAAAUGGUCUGAAGGAUUACGUUUUAUUCAAUUUAUGAAGAACAAAGCGUAUCACGCAGGGAUAAAUCGUAACCCUUACGAAGCAAUGUUUGGCUGUCUUCCUAAAGAGGUGCUAGUUGAACUAUCAACAGAAGAAGAGCUAGAAUCUAUAUUAAAUGAAGACGAAAACCAGUUGCAUGAGAGGGAAGCCGAGCCCAAUAUUACCGACCCUGUGAUUAACGAAGAGGAAGAAAUCGAAAGCUAUACUAUAAUUUCAAACGGUGAUUUGCAAAAUGAAAUUGUAGAUAAGCUAACAGGAAAACCUAAUAAGGAGACCGACAACCAAGACAAUACUACAGGUCUCUCAAAUAUAACGCAAAGUGAUGAAGAAUUAGUAAUUUCUCUGGAUAAAAAGAAACAAGAUAUUAGAGACAUCAGAAAAUUGGUUGGACAAUCACUGAAGAAGCAAGCAGAUAAAAUAUUAGCUCUAUCUUCGGUAAAAUAUCCUGCUGCUAGUACGGGUGAUAAUGUAGUGGUAAAAAUUCCUGAUGUAGAUCGCGCCAAAGCCGAUGAUAGAAACAUUAUGGCUGUUAUAAUUUCUCAGGAGACAGAAGGAAUGUAUAAAUUAGGAACUAAGCAUGGGAUUCUAAAACAACUUUACGCAAGAAAUCAGUUCACUGUCUGCAAAGAAACGUUUAUUACAAUUGAUAUCGUUCCCCAACACGAAGUUAACAUCAGACAAUGUGCAAAAAAAGAGUCACAUCUUGGCGGCCAAGGGUUUCAGCAUUGUAACUGUACUGGAGAAUGCGUUCCUAAUAGGUGUAAAUGUAAAAAGUCAAGCCUCAUGUGUAACUCAAAAUGUCACAAGAGCCUUACUUGUAGGAAUAAAUAA
This is a messenger RNA of Onthophagus taurus, 996 nucleotides long. Lineage: Eukaryota; Metazoa; Arthropoda; Insecta; Coleoptera; Scarabaeidae. The record is from RefSeq and is a predicted model, not a curated record.